Messenger RNA from Bacidia gigantensis, 606 nucleotides. RefSeq lists its product as uncharacterized. Bases 1 to 606 code for a protein of 201 amino acids. The record is from RefSeq and is a predicted model, not a curated record. NCBI's taxonomy places the organism in Eukaryota, Fungi, Ascomycota, Lecanoromycetes, Lecanorales, Ramalinaceae. The transcript is spliced from 2 exons.
AUGACUUGCGCAAGAAAGAAAGACGUCGUCGAGGGCCGUUCGCGAAACAAGUUCCGUAAAGAUCUAAGACGUUUGGAUGGGCGCAAUACCGAAACGCCAGAAAUAGCCCUCUUGAAGAUAAAGCAGCAUAAGAAUAGGUGUAGAAAGCACUUCGAAAUGCUGCUUAAGGAUGCUGCGCGCCAGAUCAGCAACGAUCUCAAGGUAGAACUCCGCCAGUUCUACAACAAAGCACGCCUCACAGAAGGCGAUAUGCAGCUGCCCGUGGCAACAUUGAGCCAAGGUGCAUGCAGAUUGCACCAGGAAUGUGUUGCGCAUUUGGUGAAUGUGGAGCAAGAAAAGCGUAAUCAGCUUGGAGAGCGGGUGACGCAACAGAGAAUCGCUAGAUUUGGGACCGACCGACCGGGCAGAUCUUACGGUAAGAAGGGCGGGAGGAGCCCCUCCGUGAGUAGUCACGGCAGGAGUGACAGUGGAACCCGAGAAUCCGGGGUUCAGAAAAUAGCAGUUGACGACGAUGAGGGCGGAAUCCCGCUAGACACGUCUUCAGAGCGGCAGGAGGAGGCCACGCAGACGGAAGAGAUGACUCUUCCUCUGCGCUUCAAGGAAUAA